Messenger RNA from Manis javanica (Malayan pangolin), 4456 nucleotides. RefSeq names its product Rho GTPase activating protein 27 (gene ARHGAP27). Gene Ontology annotation, molecular function: protein binding. Gene Ontology annotation, biological process: signal transduction; regulation of GTPase activity. The record is from RefSeq and is a predicted model, not a curated record. Gene Ontology annotation, cellular component: cytoplasm. NCBI's taxonomy places the organism in Eukaryota, Metazoa, Chordata, Mammalia, Pholidota, Manidae.
GCCCCAGCCCGAGAGGAAGUUCUGCCGGGCGCUCUCCGCUGGUGCCUCCCUCGCUGUAUUGUUGAACAGGAAACCGGGUAGCGCGGGAGCUGGGCGGUGGAGGAGGGAGCCUCGGACGCCAAGCCCAUGCGCGCCUGCGGGACAAGUGGAGGCGAGGCCAGCGAGCGGACACCCUGAGCUCCUGCUCCCAGAGGUCUCUCCAGCCUAGCGCUUGGAAGCCCCGCCCAAGGACAUGGCAGGGACCUAACCUGCACCCAUUCUCCGGUUCCGCCCAUCCAGCCCAUGGGCUCCCUGAGACUCGCCCUGCCAACGGAAACGCCGCCGCCGCGAUGGCGGCGUCCGUCGAAGGGGACGUGUACGUGCUGGUGGAGCAUCCUUUCGAGUAUACCGGCAAGGACGGGCGCCGUGUCGCCAUCCAGCCCAACGAGCGCUACCGGCUGCUGCGCCGCAGCACCGAGCACUGGUGGCACGUCCGUAGCGAGCCUGGUGGCCGCCCCUUCUACCUCCCCGCUCAGUACGUGCGCGAGCUGCCGGCGCUCUGCGACCCUGCCACCGCCCCGGCUCCGCCCAUGCCCCACCAGGGCCCCGCAGCCCCGGAACCGCUCUCUUACAACUACUGUUUCGUGAGCGCGCCCGCGUCAGCGGGCCCCGACGGCGCGCCCAUCGGGCGCCGGGGCCGCGCGGGCUCCCUGUGCGGCCCUGCGCGGCGCGGCACCGCGACCCAGCACAGCAGCAUAGCGCCUGGCUUGCCGGCUUGCCUGUACACGAGGCCCGCGAAGCCCGUGCGGCCCGCGCAGUCACUGGACGACCUGGCGCGCUCCACCGCCACGCCCCCAGCCGGCCUCCUCGGGAGAGGGGGCCGCGCCAAGGCCUGCAGCGUGGCUGGCUCCUGGGUGUGCCCGCGCCCCCUGGCGCGCAGCGACUCCGAGAAUGUCCGCAAGGUUGCCCGGGACCCUCGCGGCUCGCCUCAGGAGGAGCGCCCGAAGCAGCGGGACGACCCCCCGGAGCCCGUGUACGCUAACGUAGAGAGGCAGCCCCUGGCCACCUCGCCCGCCGCCGCCGCGCCCCCCGGCCCUGGCCCGCUGUGGGAGACGCACACGGACGCCGACACCGGGCGCCCCUACUACUACAAUCCAGACACGGGCGUGACGACCUGGGAGUCGCCCUUCGAGGCUGCCGAGGGCGCCUCCAGCCCGGCCACCUCCCCGGCCUCAGUAGACAGCCGCGAGAGCUUCGAGACCGAGUGGGGCCAGUACUGGGAUGAGGACAGUCGCAAGGUGUUCUUCUACAACCCGCUGACGGGCGAGACUGUCUGGGAGGACGAGCCUGAGGACCAGCUGGAGAUGCAGCCGGGCCUGAGCCCCUGCAGCCCCAGUGACCAGAGGCCCCCCACCCCCGAGACCGACUACCCGGAGUUGCUGAGCAGUUACCCCGAGGAGGACUACUCCCCCGUGGGCUCCUUAAGUGAGCCGGGGCCCGCCUCUCCCUUGGCCACGCCCCCCGGGUGGUCUUGCCAUGUAGACCCAGAAGGGCAGACGCUGUACACCAACCACUUCACCCAAGAGCAGUGGGUGAGGUUGGAGGACCAAAACGGAAAGCCCUACUUCUACAAACCUGAUGAGGACUUGGUUCAGUGGGAGCUGCCCCAGAUCCCCAUCCCUGCCCCUCGAAGCUUCCGCAAGUCUCACAACCAGGACAGUGAGACCCCAGCCCAGGCCAGCCCCCCUGAGAAGAUCAAGACCUUGGAGAAGGCAGGUGUGCUCCAUCGAACCAAGACAGUGGACAAGGGGAAGCGGCUCCGGAAGAAGCACUGGAGUGCCUCCUGGACUGUGCUGGAAGGUGGCAUCCUGACAUUCUUCAAGGACUCAAAGGCCUCAGCUGCAGGCGGCCUGAGGCAGUCUUCCAAGCUCUCCAUCCCUGAGUACACAGUGGAGCUGAGGGGGGCCUCUCUUGCCUGGGCCCCCAAAGACAAAUCCAGCAAGAAGAAUGUGCUAGAGCUGCGGAGCCGAGAUGGCUCAGAGUACCUGAUCCAGCAUGACUCAGAGGCCAUCAUCAGCACCUGGCACAAGGCCAUUGGCCAGGGCAUCCAGGAGCUGUCCGCAGAUCUGCCCCCUGAGGAGGAAAGCGAGCACAGCAGUGUCGACUUCGGGUCCAGGGAGCGCCUGGGAAGCUGGCGGGAGGAUGAGGCCCGGUCCCAUGCAGCAGCAGCCUCUGCCCCAGGCCCUGGGGGCCUGGAGAGCGACUUGAGCAGGGUCCGGUACAAGCUCCGCAAGUUCCUGCUGAGGCGGCCCACGAUGCAGUCGCUGCGGGAGAAGGGCUACAUCAAAGACCAGGUGUUCGGCUGUGCACUGGCCGUGCUGUGUGAGCGCGAGAGGAGCACCGUGCCCAGCUUCGUGCAGCAGUGCAUCCGCACCGUCGAGGCCCGGGGACUGGACAUCGAUGGCCUGUACCGCAUCAGUGGAAACCUGGCCACCAUCCAGAAGCUGCGCUAUAAGGUGGACCACGAUGAGCGUCUGGACCUGGACGACGGGCGCUGGGAGGACGUCCACGUUAUCACCGGCGCCCUAAAGCUCUUCUUCCGGGAGCUGCCUGAGCCUCUCUUCCCCUUCUCGCAUUUCCCCCAGUUCAUCACCGCCAUCAAGCUGCAGGACCAGGCCCAGCGCAGCCGCUGUGUGCGAGACCUGGUGCACUCGCUGCCCGCACCCAACCACGACACGCUGCGGCUGCUCUUCCAGCACCUGUGCCGGGUGAUCGAGCAUGGUGAACAGAACCGUAUGUCCGUGCAGAGCGUGGCCAUAGUGUUUGGACCCACGCUGCUGCGGCCCGAGACGGAGGAAACCAGCAUGCCCAUGACCAUGGUGUUCCAGAACCAGGUGGUGGAGCUCAUCCUGCAGCAGUGCUCAGACAUCUUCCUGCCGCACUGACCGUGGGCCCCCACCGCCACUGCGCUGCCGGCACUGCGGACCUGGGACUGGGGCGGCAACCUGAGCUGGACGGCUGGAGGCCACGCGCGACUGGACUGUCUCUGAGACCCUCUGGCCCCCAUCAGCAAGCCGGUGUGAAUUCUGCACCCCUCGAUGCAGUAUGGUGACCCCUGGUGGACAGUUCGCAAAAUGUGAUUUUUCUUUUUUUUUCCUUUUUUUUUCUUCCGGCAUGUCCUGCUUGGGGGUUAAUUAGGUUCUGUUCUUUCUUACAGCACCGCCUACUGUGCAUGUGUGAGAAUGGGGUCGUGAGGGUUUGUGUACCUGGAUGGCCCGGGCUGGGAGGACUUCGGGAGGGGGCUUCCUGGCUUCUUCAGGCCUGCACCUGGUCAGGGACUUCAGGGAAACCCUGUGGGGCCCCAGCCCCGUGCCGGUCCUGAAGCAGCACCCGACAGCCUAACUGCUGUGGGAACAGGACUGAUCUGCUGCUCCAGAGCCGGCAGCUGAGCCGGCCUCGCCGCCUCGGCCUUGGCUGAAACACCCACGCAGCUCGCUUGCUGGCUGGCAGUGGACCAUUUUCAUUUGCUUUCCUCUUCCAGGCCUCUGCCCUCCCUGGUCCACUUGUGUUCUGUGCAAGGGUUCUUCAUACUCUCUGAAUGUGUACCCUGCACCUGCCACUUGCCAUGCACCAUUUCCACACACAAUCCUGUUUUACAGAUGAGGAAACUGAUGCUUGCAGAGGUAAAGUGACUUGUUCAGGGUCCAGCGGGUGAUCUGAGGGCCCAGCUCAGCCUCUUCUCACACCAGAGCACAGCUGCUUGUGAGAGGGAAAUCAGUCUUUCAGCUACCCCAGACCCCAUCCCACCCUAGCAGGGACUUACAGCUAAAGCAAAAGACAGCUGGGUAGGUUCUGUCCGAGGCUGUGGAGGUCCCUGCAGGCAAAGAGGGAAUCUGCCCCAGCUGUUCUCCUCUGAGGGGAAGGGAAGUAGCACAGGCAAGAGCCCCUAGCCCCUCCCAGCAUCCCGGUUAUCAAGUACAGCUACCGGUAUCCACAUUGCCUCCUUGUCUUAGUACCCUGCCUGGAGAGGCCUGCGGGGUGGCCCAAACUCUGGAAAGGAAGCAUGAACCCUGGGGUCAACAGCCCACUUCCCUUCAUACACAAAUCACCUCAGUUUAUGGGGCUCAGCCCCCUGCCCCACCCACCCACCCACCCAUUUAUUCAACAAAUAAUAGCUAAUAUUUAUUGACAUUUGCACCAUGCCAAGCAUUUUACUUGGAUCAUCUCAUUUGUCUCUCACAGCCAAUAUUUAUUAUCUGCUCUUCUGUGCCAGGCACGGGCUCUGGGGCAGGGGUACUGCACAUGCUGCCUCUCUGCUGGAGCUAAUGGUCCUGCAGACGAAGCUGGCCAAGCCCACCCCGAAAGCCAGCAGGGCUGGGGCAGGAGCACAAGUGGAGGCCUCACACCAAACGCUGAAAUAUUGUAAAGUUCUAAAUCAAGCUAACAACUGUUUAAUAAAGGAUGUUCUAUUCUCCUA